CUUCUAAAGAAAUCCAAAAGAAUUAAAGAAAAAAAAACAGUUGCAAAACAGUUGAAGGAACAAGCUUACUUCACAAAAUUAAUCUCACGCUGCCUCUUGGUCUCCAACUUCCUCACUUCGUCUCACUUUUCUCACCAGCACUCGCUUCACCAACCGACCAACUGCUGCCACCUCCACUCUUCCCCACUCGCCACUCUUAAAAUCAAAUCAAACCAAAAUAAAUCCCACUCUUCUCAGUCUCCACACAGAAAAAGACGAACGAAGAUCGCCGUUCAAUUCUUCUUCACAUAAAUUCUCCUAUAAAUUUCUGUGAAAAAUAAAAAAUGUCCUCCGGGGAAUCCUCCGAGGAGGAAGGGUCACCUCGAAAAUUCGUCCAUUCGGACUCAGACUCAGACCACGGCCCGGGUUCUAAUAAACGACCGCCUCCCGUUCAUCAGCAGGAUAACGAGGAGGAGGAUGAGUACUACUCCUCCUCUGAGGACGAGGACAACCGCGCCGCCGCACGUCGCAAGAAGAAAAAGAGGCGGACGGGAUACUCGGAUUUUAUCAUCGAGGAGGCGGAGGUCGACGACGAAGUGGAGGAAGACGACGAAUGGGAGGAUGGAGCCGAGCACCUUAUUUCGCAAGCAGAAAUGGACGAGCAGGGUCCCACCGCCCGGGACAUUGAAGGCAGUUUGCGUCGAAAAACCGGGCUCAACAAUAUGUGGGACGCCCAAAAGGAAGAAGAACUUGAAGAGUACCUCCGCAAAAAAUACGCGGAGGACGCCGUGGCGCAACGACAUUUUGGCGACGGGAACGAGGACAUGUCGGACGAGAUAACGCAGCAAACUCUGCUCCCGGGAAUAAAAGACCCCUCCCUUUGGAUGGUCAAGUGUCGUUUGGGAGAGGAGAAAAUCACCGUUCUUCAACUGAUGAGAAAAGCGAUUGCGUACUCGAAUAAUAAUGAACAUGAACCUUUGCAAAUUAAAUCCGUCAUUGCUCCGGAAGGAAUUAAAGGAUAUGUUUACAUUGAAGCGUACAAACAGACCCAUGUCAAGCAGGCAAUCGAAGGGAUAGGAAACCUCCGGAUGGGCCUCUACAAACAGCAAAUGGUUCCCAUCUCCGAAAUGACGGACGUCCUCCGCGUGACAAAAGAGCAAACGGGAUUAAAGCCAAAACAAUGGGUUCGAUUAAAACGAGGGAUCUACAAGGACGACUUGGCUCAAAUCGACUACGUCGAUCUAGCCCAGAACCAAUGCCACUUAAAACUCCUCCCACGAAUUGACUACACAAGAAUGCGCGGGGGUAAAAAAGAUGAUAAACAAGAUGAUUCAAAACGUAAAAAGAAACGUCGCCCGAUAGCAAAACCUUUCAAUCAGCAGGACAUUCGCGAUAUCGGAGGUGAUAUCACGUCGGAUGGAGAUUUCCUCAUUUUUGAAUCUAAUCGUUACUCACACAAAGGAUUUCUUUAUAAAACGUUUCAAUUAAACGGGAUUUUAACGGAAGGGGUGACUCCCACGUUAGCUGAGUUGGAGAAAUUUGGUGAAGUUCCAAUCGAGGGAUUGGAAUUGGAUGGGGUUGCCUCUGCUGCGGCGAAUACCAAUUUGAAACAGGAGGAAACACAUAAUUUCGCCACGGGAGAUAACGUCGAGGUCGCGGAAGGGGAAUUGAGUCAUUUACAGGGGAAAAUUCUUGCUAUUGAUGGGAAUAAAAUUACGAUUAUGCCGAGGCAUGAGGAUUUGAAGGACCCCCUCGACUUCCAACCCUCUGAACUCCGCAAAUACUUCCAACAAGGCGACCACGUCCGAGUAAUAACCGGAAAAUACGAAGGCGACACCGGCCUAAUCGUCCGCGUGGAGGAUCAUUGCGUUUAUCUCUUCUCCGACCUGACAAUGCACGAGCUGAAAGUCCUACCAAAAGAUCUCCAACUCUGUUCCGAUAUGGCAAGCGGAGUGGAUUCGAUGGGACAUUUCCAAUGGGGCGACCUCGUCCAAUUGGACUCACAAACCGUGGGAGUAAUCGUGAGACUAGAAAAAGAACUCUUCCACGUCCUCUCAAUGCAAGGAAAAGUUGUGCAAGUCAAACCGCAGUCUAUCCAGAAAAAGCGAGAGUCAAAAUACGUGAUGGGCGUUGAUUCACGUGGAAAUACGAUUCAAAAACGUGACAUUGUGAACGUCGUGGACGGUUCGAGUCCGGAUAACCAAGGCGAAGUUAGACAUAUUUUUAAGAACUAUGUUUUCCUCUAUAGCCGAAUGUGUUUGGAGAAUGGUGGAGUUUUCGUUGUUAAAUCAAAUCAUUUGGAAGUUGCGGGUGGGGUUAAAUCCACUGCGCCGACGAAUGUUGGGUUGGGAUUUAUGUCGCCAAGAUUAUCCUCCCCUGCUCAUCCUAGUAGUGGUGGGGGUGGUGGAAGUGCACCAAAUAUCCUAAGUGGUGGUAGGAGUCCUUCGUUGGGUGGAAAAAUAUCCACCGGAUCAGGGCCAAGGGUCGGACGUAACAGGGAUUUAAUUGGCCAAACUAUUAAAAUAACACAAGGACAUUACAAAGGAUCGAUUGGGAUUGUGAAGGAUGCGACGGAGACGACGGCGAGGGUGGAAUUGCACUCGAGUUGUCAAACGAUUUCCGUGGAUUGUAACAGGAUUCAAGUUAUCGGAGGAGCGGGUGGGAAGACUGGGAAUGUUACUACUUACUCCAAAACACCAAGGGCAGAGAGCACGUGGGGUAAAACUCCUGCUUAUGAGGGUGGAAGGACCCCUGGGUAUGAAGGGGGCAGGACUCCUGGGUAUCAGGAUGGCUCGAGGACGCCAGGGUAUGAAGGUGGGAGGACGCCGGGGUACGAGGGGGGUAGGACUCCCGGUUAUGAAGGCCCCCGCACACCCCACCACUUGGGCUCCGGCUCCACGACCCCCGCCCGGCCAACCUCCACUCCCGACGGGGACGAUUCCUGGGAACCCCUCGGUUACACGACAAACCCACAAACCCCCGGAGGAGCCUAUCACAACACGCCAUACACACCCGCCACCCCGGGAGGCUACGCCUCAGACCAUGGUUACUCCCCGUAUAACCAACAGCAGCCCUCACCCGCCGGGGUUUACAACACAAAUCCGAGCCCUGUUGGUUCUUAUGAUCACAAUAUUCCAAGUCCAAGCAGUGCUUACCAUUUUGCAAGCACGGUUCCUUCGCCGGGUGGUGGGUACGGAUUUGGUGGGACGGUUGGGAGUAGUCCCAUGACGCCGAGUGCGGGGUUGGGCGUGGGAUUCAUUCCUCCUGGGACGCCCGGAACGGGCCUGGACCCGUACUCCACGGCGCAAUCGAGUCACACCCCGCACACGGACUGGUUAAGCACCGGAAUUGAAGUGAAGAUAAAGGACUCCAUUCCCGAGUCUGGUCUCAAGCGACAGAUUGGAAUCGUUCGGAACGUGUUGGCUGGAAGCUGUGCCGUGUUUCUCAUCCAAGAAGAACGGACGGUUAACAUUAUUUCCGAGUAUCUCGUCCCCGUGCUCCCGAGGACUGGCGACCGAAUCAAGGUCUCGACGGGUGACCACUACCGCGAGUCAACCGGAACGCUCCGAUCCGUUGACGGGAACGAUGGCGUGGUUCAACUUGACGCUACAAAUUUAGGCCACGACGACGUUCUCAAAAUCUUUCCACUCAAUUUCCUCUGCAAAUUGGUCGAAUUUUAACCAACCGCGACGACGUUUUCUUUUUGUAUUAACAUUUAUUUUCUCGUGCUGCAAUUAUUUAAAGAAUUUGUUCAUUUCCAUUUAAAAAUAAUAAUAAAAAUCUCCACAAAAAAAUU
Molecule: messenger RNA, 3775 nt
Organism: Folsomia candida
Lineage: Eukaryota; Metazoa; Arthropoda; Collembola; Entomobryomorpha; Isotomidae
Gene: Spt5
Product: transcription elongation factor SPT5
Exons: 9
Coding region: 324-3659 (1111 amino acids)
Biological process (GO): transcription elongation-coupled chromatin remodeling; transcription elongation by RNA polymerase II; regulation of DNA-templated transcription elongation
Cellular component (GO): DSIF complex
Molecular function (GO): protein binding; mRNA binding
Source: RefSeq, a predicted model, not a curated record